Messenger RNA from Aphanomyces invadans, 471 nucleotides. RefSeq lists its product as hypothetical. Gene Ontology annotation, biological process: protein import into mitochondrial matrix. Gene Ontology annotation, cellular component: mitochondrial outer membrane translocase complex. Bases 32 to 241 code for a protein of 69 amino acids. The transcript has a single exon. The record is from RefSeq and is a predicted model, not a curated record. Lineage: Eukaryota; Oomycota; Saprolegniomycetes; Saprolegniales; Verrucalvaceae.
CGACAAUUCCGACAACCAGCGCGUCAUCACGAUGGGAAACCUGCUCCAUUAUGGCCCUGUGAAGAAGCAGAUCAAGCUGCGCAGCAACCAACUGAUCAAGUUCGUCAAGCCCAUCGCGCACUAUGGUUUUCUUCCCCUUGUCAUCUACCUCGGUUUGAGCACGGAACCCCAAGCCGAUUUGUUGAUGGUCCUGUUGCCGUGGGUCCAGCCCGACGCGCCGGCAGGUUCUGGCGGGUACUAAGACUGCCACCCAGCCAGUUAGGUAGAAAAUUCUACCUACCUCCAACCCAACGACGACGACAUCUCCAUAUACACCUUACAAUACCAACGAAUCAUCAAUCCAUGUUAUGUAUACAACCAGCAUUGCGGCGCCUAGCACUUCCAGAUGCGGCACGUGUUGUCCUUGGACCCCGUGAUAAUCGUGUCGCCUUCGUAGUUGAACGCACAACUAAAGAUUUCGUCAGUAUGGCC